Molecule: messenger RNA, 219 nt
Organism: Microbotryum saponariae
Lineage: Eukaryota; Fungi; Basidiomycota; Microbotryomycetes; Microbotryales; Microbotryaceae
Source: the annotation of a GenBank genome assembly
AUGUCAGAGCUGCGCAUCUCCGCCUCCGGACCGGAAUUACUGAUCGAGAUCACCGCAACCAGUAUUCCGAGUGACACUCGGGUCAGGAAGUUUAGAGCGCCUCCGCCGUGCACCGCGAAACCCUGUUUAGUCUUCGUAAGCUUCGUAGGUCAGGCUUUUCCCGUCAUCUCAUCUCGUCUCAUCUCAUCUCAUCUCCUGUCGUAUCCUCCAUUCCGAUGA